This is a messenger RNA of Zygosaccharomyces rouxii, 639 nucleotides long. RefSeq names its product Rrt14p (gene RRT14). The transcript has a single exon. Lineage: Eukaryota; Fungi; Ascomycota; Saccharomycetes; Saccharomycetales; Saccharomycetaceae. The record is from RefSeq and is a predicted model, not a curated record. Bases 1 to 639 code for a protein of 212 amino acids.
AUGUCUUCUAAUGUUUCUCAGUUGCAUGCGAAUGAUGCUGUCAAAGGACUGCUAGCCAAGAUGCUACCAGGUGCUGUUCAAAGUGCUGAAAACAGUGCACAAAAGACAAAACAGAAGCAGAAAGGAUCUAAGGCACAGUUAAUAGAUCGUAAUUUGAAGAGAAGGGUUCAGUUACAAGAGCUGGAUGUAGAAAAAUUGAAGAAAAAGCAGAGUAGGAUAAGAAGGCGAGAUUUGCAGAAACAGAGAAGAGGUCAGGAGGAGAUAAAGCAAUUAGCGGAAUUGGAGGUCUUGGAAAGGCAUAGAAAAGAAGGCAAAUUGACGAAGAAAGAAACUAAGCAUUUGAAUCGACUUGUCAAUGUAAAUGCUGAAAGAGCUAAAUCUUGGGAAUUGGACGAAGAUGAAAAGGAGGAUCUUUUAGAAUUACAGAAAUAUAUCUUGGAGAAAACGACUAGUGCUAAUAGAGUUGCAAAAAGUCAAAAGAGGAGACAAAAGAAGAAGACAUUCAAUGAUAAUAAGAAGGGUGUGUCCGCAUCUAUGGCUCGUAGGUACCCUGGUUUGACACCUGGUUUAGCACCAGUGGAUAUGAGUGAUGAAGAGGAAUCCAGUGAAGAGGAGGAAGAGGUGGAAAUGAAAGAAUAG